This is a messenger RNA of Monoraphidium neglectum, 1518 nucleotides long. RefSeq lists its product as hypothetical. Bases 1 to 1518 code for a protein of 505 amino acids. NCBI's taxonomy places the organism in Eukaryota, Viridiplantae, Chlorophyta, Chlorophyceae, Sphaeropleales, Selenastraceae. The record is from RefSeq and is a predicted model, not a curated record. The transcript has 4 exons.
AUGACCGUGCGGCUGGCGCAGCUGGUGCAGGAGGCGCAGCAGGCGCAGCAGGCACAGCAGGCAGCGCAGUUCGUUGGCAGGUCUGUUGAUGGCGGCGGCGGCGGCAGCAGCAGCAGCAGCAGCAGCAGCAACAGCAGCAGCAGCAGCAGCAGCAGCAGCAGGAGCAGCAGCAGGUCAGGCGAGCCUGGGAAACACAAGCAGGGGCAGAACCAGCAGGGGCAGAACCAACAGGGGCAGCAGCAGCGGCAAUGGGACGAGCAGCGGGAACGGCAAGAGCAGCUGCACAGGACCGCGGGCGCGCCGAACGCUAGCACGUUGUUUGCUGUUGGCGGCCGCCGGCGCUGGCAGGUGCAGCGGCGGCUUGUUGAGCUGCUGAAGGAGCACGUACAACAUUUCAGCGUCCGGCAGGUCGGCCUGCUCUUGAAGACCCUGCCGCAGCUGCAGUGCAGCGACCGCGGCCUGCUGCGGCGACUGCAGGUGCGCGCCACGGCAGUCAUGCCUAGUGCCAAAGAGGCCCGCACGCUGACAGCUAUGGUCAACGGUGCGGCUGGGCUGGCCGCGGUGCAGGCAGAGUGGGAGGCGAAGCUGCAGGCCCGGGUGCGGCAGCGGCAGCCGCUGAAACGGCAGCAGCAGGCAUCAUCUGAAUGUCGUGAGAUUGGCAAGGCCCAGACAGGAGCUGCCAUGCUUGCGCCUCGCGUGCGCACAUCCGGCCAGGAGGAGUGGCAGGAGUCGCUGCAGGGGACCCACGCACAACAGCAGGAACGGCGUCGGCGGCGACAGCAGCAGCAGCAGCAGCAGCAGCAGCAGCAGCAGCAGCAGCAGCAGCAGCACCAGCAGCAGCAGCAGCAGCAGCAGCAGCAGCAGCAGCGGCGGCGGUGGCAGCAGCAGCUGGCUACCAGCGUGCACUCACUCGCCCUCAUGGGUGGGGCAGUGCCCCCUGAGUGGGCACACGAGUUUCUGGUCGUGACGGAGAUGCAGCUGCAGCGCACUGCAGGGGCCAGCAGCGGCGAGGGCAGCGGCAGCAGCAGCGGUGGAGGCAGCGGCGGCGGCGGCGGCGACAGCGGCGGCGGCGGCGGCAGCAGCAGCAGCGGAGGCAGCGGUGGCAGCGGCGGCGGCAGCAGCAAUCUGUGCAACAACAGUACCAGCCGUAGUGGCAUAAUCUCCACUAGCAGCAGCGGCGGCGGCGGCGGCGGCGGCGGCGGCGGAGGCGGCGGCGGCGGCGGCGGCACACUGUCACACCGUAUGUCGGAGGUGGACCCGCACUCCUUUGCCACCAUCGUCGCGUCCCUUGGACGCCUCUGCGUGCGCCCCGGGCGCCCUUGGCUCGACGCCUUUGCGCGCGCCAUGCGUCCCAAGCUGGCCACGUUCACACCGGCCAACUUUGCAAGCGUGCUGUCGGGGUUUGCGGGGCUGCAGUACGAGCCGCACGAGGACUGGUGGUUUGACUACUUGCUGGAGGCGCGCACGGCCAUACCGCGCUACACCCUGCGCGACGCCGUCAUCACGCUGCGCGCGUAG